Molecule: messenger RNA, 1776 nt
Organism: Symbiodinium pilosum
Lineage: Eukaryota; Dinophyceae; Suessiales; Symbiodiniaceae
Source: the annotation of a GenBank genome assembly
AUGCUUUUCCCAAUGUACACAGUUGCCGCGGAGGUUCUGCUGAAGAUGACGGAGAUCCGCCCGCAUGAGGAGCUCAAGGUUCGGGGCGACCUCGUCAUCUUCGACAUCGACAAGGGGAACGCUCUUUUCGUUUCACACCAGUGGGUUGCCGAGCAACACCCUGAUCCCGAAUUCAGGCAGAUGAGCAUUUUGCAGAAUGUUUUGCGACAUCUCAUGACAAGCUCAGGCUCUGUGCCUUUGGACUACGUAACAGAGACACUCGUGUUCCGGGCCAAGCCUCUGCCGAUGCAUGUCUUUCAGUCUAGCCCCUUAUUCAUCUGGUACGAUUAUUUUUCAUGCCCACAGCUGGAAAUUUGUGACGUCCGCUCCAUGGACGGCUCGGUCGGCAGCCAGCAGGACACCUGCAUCCACAGCAUUUCAGCCUAUGUGGAGGCAUGUCGGUUUUUUCUUGCCCUUUGCCCCGUAAUUGACAGUCCCAGAGAAGACAAAGUCUUUACUGCCAGAACCUGGAGCUGUCGCGGUUGGUGCAGAAUGGAAAGAGCCGCACGCGAACUGUCCGUGCACGAUACCUGGAUCCUGGUUCAAAGUUCCGCGUCCUUCGAGCUGGUCGGCACCGCUUUGUCAUUUCCCAGCGCCUCUGUGGGGGAGGGCGAGUUCACUGUAGCAGCUGAUCGAGAUAAACUUGCGCCGAUAGUGCGAAGUCUGCUAUGGAGAAAGCUGCGGUUGUGCUUGCAGAAGUGGGAGCUACCUGCGUACCGCCGCCUGCUAAACCUACAAACAGUGCACUUGCGGGGGCUGGCGGCUGAGCCCAUAAAGGACCUCGUGCCUGGCUUCUCUGCAAAUGCCGUGAGUGGCCACAGCACGGCAGCGGAAUCCUUCCUCCGCCAGAACAUGCUGACCACAGUCAGCGGCGCUGACAAUGCAGGGUGGCGGCCGCUGCACUACGCGGCGCUCUCUGGAAACGUGGACGUUGUGGAAGGGUUGCUUCGGCUUCGGGCCAAUCCAAACCAGCGAACUUUGAAAGAUGUGCCACAACUGGGACUGCCACUUUGGAUGUCACCACUGGACCUGGCGAUUUUUUACAAGCACAAUGAUGCCGCGCAGCUGAUCCUGGCAGCAAGGGCCCAGCCGGAGGGCGGCUUUGGACCAGCGUUGCAGUGGGCAAGCAACGCGAACAACGAAGAGGGAGCACGGCUGCUCUGCUCUGCUGGCAGCUCGCCCUUUGCGAGAAAUCUUCUUGGGCCAAGUGCCUUGGAUUGCGCGGCUGCUUAUGGAAGCAUGGCAGCGCUGGAGGAACUGCUGCAGCACUGUCAGCCCACUUCGCUUGAUGCGUCGAGGGCUCUACUGUCAUGUUCCGACGGCGGUCGGGGUGCUUCCGCCGAGAUGGUGCAGCGACUGAUCGACCUGAGAGCGGACGUCAACUUCCAGCAAAACCUCCGCCGCGACUGGACCCUGGUGGGCCGAGUUUUUAUGAGCGCCCAAGCCAUGAAGCACCGGUUCGGCACAAAAACAGUCGGAUCGACAAGAGCCUAUCAUGCUUCCGGAAGCACACCACUUAUGUGGGCCUUGGUAUCGGCUCAGUACGAGGGUGCCGCAGCCUUGCUUGCUGCCGGGGCACGGCUAGACAUCUGCAACUGCAGAGGUUGGAGGGCAGAAGAUUUUGUGAAAGGACUGUCAAUCCCCGCCUUCUUGCAACAAGGUUUAGAGGGAGAUCCGUCGGCAUGCAGACGGGUGGCAUGCCUCGCCCUCUCUGACGCUGAUGUUUUUCAAAUUUAG